AUUAUCCUCACUAUCAUUGUUUUUUUUGGUUGUUUCUUUUCCCAACAAUUAAGGGGUUCCAGAAUUUCAAUUUUUCAUUUUGGAUAAAGAUGAUGAUGAUGAUGAUGAUUUUAUCUAUUUAGAUUAUCCCACAACAAUUGUUGUUAUUGCCAUUAUCGUUUUUUUUGUUGUUAUUCUAGGUUGACGGUGUGGCCGGAAAAGGUGGAUAGCAAAAGAAGAUAUUGUUGGGGAUAAAAAAAAAAGAAAUUCUUGAGAAUCUUUAUCGACCAACGUAAAAACAACAACAACAUAAAUAGGCCACAAAAAUGAUGGCAUCACCACAAACAACACCAUUGGCAUUUAAUCCACAGCCAACAACAUCAAUUUGUGGUUCAUCAUCAUCAUCAUCAUCAUCAUUAUGUAAUGGUAACAAAAUAAAUGCCACAAUAUUAUCAACAGGCCAAUCACAACAAUUUUCAAAUAUUAAAAAAUGUACAAUUAAUGAUGAUAUUGUUGAUAUUAAUAGUAGUACAAAGAAUUGUCAAAGUCUUUCAUCACCGAUGACAAUAUCAUCAUCAUCAUCAUCUUCAUCAUCGUCUAUGAUUCAUCUAACUAAAUUUGAUAAUGAUCAUAAUAAUAUGAAUGAUGGAAUAAAAUUCACUACCUCUUCUUCAUCGCCAUCAUCAUUAUCAUCAUCAUCAUCAUCAUCAUUACCGAAAUCAACAUCAAUUUUAGUUGCUGUUACAAUUACAAAUAAUGAUAAUAAUAAUAAUAAUAAUAAGAAUCCAAUCAUAAUGAAUGGUAAUAAUGCUGUUAUUAUUUCGGAUUCAAAAUCGAUUCAAAUUAGCAAUGAAAAUAUUGUUAAAAAUGUCGAUAAACAAUCAUCAUCUAUUUCUCAUUCAUUACCAGCACAGCCACAGCCGCAAUCAAUUAUAACAAUUAUUGAUGAAAAUUCAAACAUUUCAAUCAAAUCAUCAUCGUCGUCAUCAUCAUCAUCGAUAGAAAAUAGUCCAAAACGUAAACGUCGUCGUGGUGAAGAACAACGUCUUAUGGAUGAUUUACAAAAAAUUGAUAGCUCUUUAGCAGCUAAAGUUACUCGUAUGAUUGAAUCCGAACAACAACAACAACAACAAAAUGGAUCGAUUGAAAAUUCUGAUAAGAUAAAAAAUGAAGAUGAUUCUCAAACAGCAAAGAAUUGUGAUCAACAACAAAAAUCAACAGCAAAUGAUGCCAAAUCAUCGUCAUCGGGUGAUUGUCCGGCAUUACAUUUACGUCCAAGACGUAAUAUACGGCCUAAUCCAUUUACAACAGCUGUUUAUCUAUCAUCAUCUGGCUCAUCAUCGCCAAUAUUUUUGAGUCCAAUAAAAUGUACGGCUAAUAAUAAUCAAAGUCCAUCAAAAAAUUAUCUAAAAACACAAAAUCUAUUAAUAGAUACAACAAAACAGUUGAAUAAAUUUUUGAAUAAUUCACCUAUAAAACAAGAAUUAUCAACAAAUGAUAGUGAUGAUAUAAAACUAUCAAAAAAUAUAUUGAUUGAUAAGGAAAAUGAUUCAAAUGUUGAUGGUAAAAAAUCAUCAAUUUCAAGGCGAAAGAAAAUUUUGUCGAUUGAUCGAUAUGUUCGCCGUGAUCUAGAUGUUUCCGUAUUUGCAACAUUAAUUACACCGGCACAAUUGAAAAUUUCACAAAAAUAUCCAUAUAAUUAUGUAUCAUUGAAAAUAUUGGAACAGAAAUCGAUACGUUUUGUUGAAUUAAUUGAUUCAAAAACCAAACGACAAUUUACAUGUCCAAUUCUUGAAUUGAUCACUAUCGAUAUUCCUGAUCGUUUUGAUAUCGAUUAUAUGAAUGGUGUUUUUGAUGAACCUGAAGUUAGUUCGGUAUCCAAUACUAAAUUAACAGUCUUUUUAGUUGGUUCAUAUGCAUUGAAAUCCAAAUCAUUAAUCAACAGUGACAGUAAUAAAUUAUCAUCUUCAUCAUCGACAAACAAUGGUUGUAAUGAUAAUAAUGAGAAUGAAAAAAUUAUAAACAUAUUAAGAUUUCGUACAAGUCGUGAAAAAUUACCAUCACCAAUUACUAGAAAUCUAAAAAAACGUAAAUUUAUUCAUGGAAAUCGAACACCUGAAUAUCCAUUUACAAUUAUUGUUGAUUCAUCCGAUGAUUUAAUGGAAAAUUUUAUAAUGAAAAAUGAACAAAUGAAAACUGAUAACAAUGAUGAUGAUGAUGAUGAUGAUGAAGUGAUUGCAUUGGAUGAUCCAUUUAUUGAUCUUUAUAAUAAUGAUCAUCAAUAUGAUGAUAAUAAUAAUAAUGAUGAUAAUGAUGAUUGGUUACCAAUGGUAUCAUAUUCUGAACGAUGGCAACCACCAAAAGAUCCACGUGAAUUGAAUCGUUCAUUAUAUAUAAUACAGCCAUGUAUACCAAAAUUUGAAUCAUCAUCACGAACGGUAAAAAUGUCAACAUCAUCAUCGGUAAAUGCAUCCACAAUAAUGGCUUAAUCCAUUUAUUUUUCUUAUAAUUCAAAAUUUCAUCUUUAAAAAAAAAUCUGCUUAGAAUAACACAACUUUUCUGUACAGAAAAAAAUUAGCAAAACUAAUCGGAAUUUUUUUUUUAACUG
Messenger RNA from Dermatophagoides pteronyssinus (European house dust mite), 2587 nucleotides. RefSeq lists its product as uncharacterized. The record is from RefSeq and is a predicted model, not a curated record. Lineage: Eukaryota; Metazoa; Arthropoda; Arachnida; Sarcoptiformes; Pyroglyphidae.